UGAAAACGUUGCUCACAAAAUGCCGUUAACAUUUUGUUUCGUUUCGUUCGUUCGGUUGGUCGGUCGUAUGUGUAUAUGUGUCCGUUGAUACUAAGGUUGAUACGAAUUGAAUUUGGAAAAGUUUCGUUAGUUAACAUUUGGCAUUUGUGGAAAUAUCGUCUCAAAGCAUUUUUUUAAAAUUUCAACGCAACUAUUUAGUUCCGGAUAAAAAUAUAUUGUGUUUUUUUUAACAUUCUUUAAUCGAUCCCAAAAAUUAUAUUUUGUAGUGUUUUUUUUAAACUCAGAAUCAAAAUCAAAGAUUCAUUUCGUGCAAAGAAUUUACUAGAAAAAAGAGUCAGUUGUCAAAUUUUUCCAAGAAGAAUUUGUUGUUUUCGUGUUAAAUUGGCAGAAAUUGUUGAGAAAAAGAUAAGAUGGCAACACGUAGCAGAGCAUCAGAAGGUGGAUUAUCGCAAACUGCACCAGAUGCAGCAUCCACACCAAGACAUCGUACACAAAGUCCGACCCGUCAUUCGCGUAUUUCGGAGAAAUUAGAACUUCAAUCAUUGAACGACCGAUUGGCCGGCUAUAUCGAUCGUGUACGUUUUCUUGAAGCUGAAAAUAAUCGUUUGGUUGUUGAAGUGAAAACUGUUAAAGAAACAGUGACUCGUGAAUCGUCCAAUAUCAAAUCGAUGUACGAAAAUGAAUUGGCCGAUGCACGUAAAGUACUCGAUGAGACAGCACGUGAAAAGGCCAAGCUGGAGAUCAACAUCAAACGUUUGUCGGAGGAAAAUGAUGACUUGAAACAAGCUUUGGAGAAGCAACGCAAAGAAUUGGAAUUGUGUCGUUUGUAUGAAUCGCGUUACAAUGACAUUCAAAACAAAUAUAAUUCGGCAUGUUUGGAUCGCAAGAGAGCUGUUGAUGAAGCAAAAGAAUUGCAAAAGGAAAUCGAUCGAUUGAAACGUCAAUUGGAUGAUUUGCGUAAGGCUCUUGAAGCCGAAACAUUGGCACGUGUUGAUCGUGAAAAUGCUGCCCAAAGUUUACGCGAAGAAUUGGCAUUCCGUGAUCAAGUCCAUGUACAAGAAUUGACCGACACACGUAAACGUACUCAGGUUGAAAUUAGCGAAAUUGAUGGCCGACUUGCCGAACAGUACGAAGCAAAAUUGCAACAAUCACUACGUGAAUUACGUGAACAAUAUGAGAAUCAAAUUCGUGCCAAUCGCGAAGAGGUCGAUUCUUUGUGGGAUGCAAAAUUGAAGAAUGUUCAAAAUGAAGCGGCUCGAGGAAAUCGUGCGGCCAGUGCUGCAUUCGAUGAACUUCGCAUCACACGACAACAACUCAACGGUUUGCAUGGUAAAAUUAACGAUCUUGAAGCCGAAAAUUCGACUCUUAAGAGCAAAAUUGGCGAUUUGGAAGCUCAAUUGGAAACUGAAAUUGGUCGUCGUGCUGAACUCGAGAAUGAACUAUCUCGUUUACGCCAAGAAAUGGCCCAACAAUUACAAGAAUAUCAAGAUCUGAUGGACAUUAAGAUAUCACUCGAUAUGGAAUUGGCCGCAUACGAUAAAUUAUUGGCCGGUGAAGAGCAACGUUUGAAUAUCACACGUCCAGGCUCAUCACUCGAGACCACCAACAAUUCAUCCGGUUCAACAUCGGUGCAUCAACAUCAUCAUCGUUCAGGUCGAAUUACACCAAGCAUUGCUGUUACUCCAAGCCCACGUCUUUCGGUCGGUCCAAGUGGCAAAAGAAAGCGUACAACCAUCGAUGAAAGCGAAGAACGUUCACUUUCCGAUUUCUCCGUUACAUCAUCGGCAAAAGGUGAUAUUGAAAUUUCCGAUUUCGAUCCAGAAGGAAAAUUUGUUAAAUUGUACAACAAAGGCGAAAAGGAAGUCAGUUUGGGCAAUUGGCAAUUGUUACGUACAGCAGGUCAAAAUGAGACCAAUUUUAAAUUUCACCGUUCCGUCAAAAUUGAACCACAUGGUAAUGUUACCGUAUGGAGUUCAGACACCGGUGUCACUCACGAGCCACCACAAACAAUUGUUAUGAAACAACAAAAGUGGUUCGUUAACGAUACGAUGAAAACAUCACUGUUGAACAACGAUGGUGAAGAGGUGGCCGCAUCGGAACGUGUUAAGAACACAGUAUCAACAUUUGCAUCACGUCACAGAGAAGGUUAUGGACACCAUUCUGAAGUUAGCAAUGGUUCUGGCUCAUCAGUUGGCCAGCGGCUAUUCUCAUCAUUCUGGUAGAUGAAAACUAACUUCACCGCCGAUGAUAUUUGGGUAUAUUUCCUUAUGAGCCACUUAAUGAUAUAGUUUUAUAGAGUUAAUCUCGAUAUGCAUAUACGUUGUUAAGCCAUAUCAACAUUUAUAAGUCAAUCAGUUACCGUUUUACGUAUUCAUAUUUUUUUUUUUAAAUGAAAACCAAGUAAUUUUUCGUUUUUGAGUGCAUUUACAAGUUUAAGUUUUAAGUUUGGAAUCGAGAGCGAUUGGGUGAAACAAAAAUACACGAGAGUUCAACGUUCGUUAUUUUAAGAAUUUGUCAUUAAUCCGAUCCGUUUCGUCGUUCUAAUUUUUUUGAGAAAAAUUCUGCCUUUUAACGUCUCAAAACAUGUCAAUGAUCAACGUGGUAAUUUUAAAUUUGCAUGUGCCUACCACUAACGUAAAAAUUUGCCUCAAUAAACAAAUGUUGUCUACUUAAAUGAAAUUUAGAAUUACUAUGAAUAAUGCAAAAAAGAGAAUAGAUAAUAAGUGCCUGUUGUGGGUGGAUUUAACCAUGAAUGUUGCAUUAGUUUUUAAUUAAAUCCAAUACAAAUAAAACAAAAACAAACAAAUCCAAUUCCA
Molecule: messenger RNA, 2816 nt
Organism: Contarinia nasturtii (swede midge)
Lineage: Eukaryota; Metazoa; Arthropoda; Insecta; Diptera; Cecidomyiidae
Product: lamin-C-like
Exons: 6
Coding region: 411-2222 (603 amino acids)
Source: RefSeq, a predicted model, not a curated record